Messenger RNA from Dunckerocampus dactyliophorus (ringed pipefish), 3288 nucleotides. RefSeq names its product SET domain containing 6, protein lysine methyltransferase (gene setd6). Gene Ontology annotation, molecular function: protein binding; protein-lysine N-methyltransferase activity. The record is from RefSeq and is a predicted model, not a curated record. The transcript has 9 exons. Gene Ontology annotation, biological process: peptidyl-lysine monomethylation. Lineage: Eukaryota; Metazoa; Chordata; Actinopteri; Syngnathiformes; Syngnathidae. Gene Ontology annotation, cellular component: nucleus. Bases 109 to 1464 code for a protein of 451 amino acids.
AUCAAAUCCAAAUGCUGGCGCUGCUCAGCCAUGCAGUUUGUCAUCUGAACUGUGAAGCCAAAUUAAAAACCCAUUUUGGCAGCUACCGGGAUUUAUUUCAAUUUGAGAAUGGCAUCAGAAGCCAAACGACCAAAGGAAGAUGAUGUUCCCCUACAGAACUUCCUACAGUGGUGUGACCGUGUUGGAUUGGUACUCAGCAGUAAGGUCUAUGUGAGUAAAGAAGGCGCAGUGGCAGACUAUGGGAUGUUUGCUAAGGACCACAUUGAGGAAGGGGAGGUCUUAUUCACCAUUCCCAGGUCGGCUCUUCUUCACCAAGGGACGACAAAAGUCUUUGACCUGCUUGAGCGAGAGAAGGGGUCCCUGGAGAGCUCGUCAGGCUGGGUGCCCCUCCUUCUGGCUCUGCUGUAUGAGUAUACGUCACCACAAUCUCACUGGAGACCUUACCUGUCGCUCUGGACUGACUUUAAGACUCUAGAUCAUCCUAUGUUCUGGUCAAAGGAGGACAGAGACCAUCUGCUGAAGGGAAGUGGUAUUCCAGAGGCUGUGGACACAGACCUGACCAACAUCCAGAGGGAGUACAAGGAUGUUGUCCUGCCCUUCAUGGCCAAGCAUCCUCACCUGUGGAAACCUGACACACACACGCUGGACAUGUACACACAGUUGGUGGCUUUUGUCAUGGCCUACAGUUUCCAAGAGCCACAAGAAGAUGAUGAUGAUGAGGAAGAGAAGCCCUCCAAUCCACCAAUGAUGGUUCCUAUGGCCGACAUGCUCAACCAUGUGUCCAAUCACAAUGCUAAUCUGGAGUUCACACCAGACAGUUUGAAGAUGGUGUGCGUGUGUCCUAUAAAGAAAGGCCAGGAGGUGUUCAACACAUAUGGGCAGAUGGCCAACUGGCAACUCCUGCACAUGUACGGCUUUACAGAAGCGUAUCCUAGCAACAUCAACGACACAGUGGACAUCCCAGUCGCCAACCUGCAUAAAGUCGCCACUCAAGAUCCAGACAUGGACCAGCAGCUGCUGAAGAAGAAGUGGGAGAUGCUGCGUGAGAUGAUGCAGGCGAAAGGAGCAAUUGUUUUUGGCAAACACGGCUGCCUCACUGACACAGAGCUACACACAGUGCUGAAGGUGCUGUGCAUGUCCAAGGAGGAGUUCUCAGACUUCAGGGACAAUGAAGGAUGGGAGGAAGAAGAUGAAGAUGAAGAAGAGGCUUUCUCCAAUGAGGGGCUCUCCGGGUUGAAGACCAAGUGGAAGUGGCUCAUCCAUGAAGCGGCCUGCCUGACUGUGAGAUCAUACAGUGAUGAGCUGAAGGAAGGAGAACGUGAGGGAAGUGUGGACAGAGACCAGCGCCUAAUGGAGGACAAGGCUGCACUGGCAGGGCUGACCAGCAGGCAGAAGAAUGCACUGCAAGUCCGCUAUGGACAGAAGAGCAUCCUGUACAAAGUCAUGGAGCUCACAAAGACAUGAAGACUGAAAGGAACUUUCACGUUUACCAAUACACUGUUCUUUUGGGGUAUUCCGGUGUAAAAAAAAAUCUGUAAAUUAUCAUGGUGAAGCUGCAAAAACAAAUCAAGCAAUAUUAAAAGAUAACUCAUCAAUUAGAUGAGGGGAUUUGAAAGUGUGGCUGUGGACUAAUUUUCUGGAGCAUAAAUUUGUGGUGUAUUUUGCUUACUAUCACUUUAGGAAUAUAAUCGAUUUCACCUUUGAACAUACCUGAAGUUAUCUUAGGUUUUAGCAGGCUGUUUUGCUUUACUUUUCUCAAGCUGCCCCUCCCACUUUGAAAACCCCUGCUUUAUGAGGAAAUAAGACAAGGUACAGCGCUGCAGUUUGAAUGCUUUAUUAACUGUAUGUACGCAUACUGCAAUUAAGUAGCAAGAACUAAAGGCAAACUAGAAAGAACUACAAAAUACACAUGGACCAAUACAUUUACAAAACAUUCAAAAUGUUACAAAAUGGGCUGUAUUGGUCCUUCUAUUCUUCAAUUUGGAUCUUUGUACAAACUGUCACAAUACAAUGCCAACCACUCUCACUUUGCACAAUUUUACAAGUGCCAGGGAGAGAAACCUUUCAAAUGGACCGAGCAUCAGUAAACCAUCUCCGUGCACACACGCACAUGACGACGCGCACCCCCCCUUCCCCCGGGGACACUAAACUACAUCUUUGUGUCCACUCGAAGACAAAAUAAACAAAAAUGCGAAAUAAUUUUUUUCUUCAUUCAUUUAGCUUUCAGCCUUUGAGAGCAAACAAAGUGAGGAAAAAAAAGGUUUGUGAGAGGGAAGCAAAGCAAAAACAACUUUGGUAGAGUGAAAAUAUGUUCAGAUGUUUUUACAUGUCAGUGUACACUUUAUUUGACAUGUUCACCACCCUCCAUUUAUCGACUCUCCCUUUUUUCCAUUAUUUACAUCAAAAAAGUAUUUAAACAGCAUUCCUCAUUCCAUUCUCUCCGUCGCAAUUCAGGAUCAACAAAAAUGUAAAUCUUUUAGAACCUGGAGCAGUAGUCCUUACGUCCACAUGUCUAAACGACUGUAGUUGCCAGUUUAUCCAGUGCUGCCAAAAGUGAAGGGGGAGGGCUGUGUGUGUGUGUGGUGGGGGAGUGGGUGAAGGCCUUGGCGUUUCUCCCGAGGGCUACAAGUUGACUGCUAGCCAGGCUAGCUGGCACCCGUGCCUUCCAUCACCUGCUGGGCCUGCUUCUGUCCCAUGCAACACUGGGCCACCGACUGGAACAACCUGGAGAAAAAAAAAAAAAAAAAAAAAAGACAGGACAUGCAUCUCACCUUUAAACAUUCUUCAGUGCCACUCAAGUGUAAAAAUAAGUUAACCACAAAAAGGGAAAAAAUGCAUUGGUGUCGCUUUGACACACUGAACAAAAGCAUAACACUUUUUGUUAGUUAAUUAAGCUAAACCACAAAGAGGAUGGGGCAGUUGGCUGGAAAUGAGACCGUUACUUCUGAAAAUUUCAAACUCAUAACUUAAUUUUUUUACUUGCAUAAUUCGGAGUACAAAGGAAAACAGCUCUCUCCAUUUAUUAACAAGUAUAUUACACAACACACAGCAACAGAACCCAUGUUGUAAUAGCGGUAUGCAGCACUUUACUCUGCGGUUAACUGAAUAGAGGCGUAAGAGCGCUAAGGGUAGCUUGACUUGAGUCCACUUCACUUCAUUUAUCACACGUUCUCAAUCCCUGCUGACUAAAAAUCUGACAAGUCAAAACGUUAAAUUGAGGUCCACUCAAAACUUUGAUUUUUCAAUCACUGCCACAUCCUAAAAAAAAACAUGUAAAAAGAUAACUGU